Miscanthus lutarioriparius is the source of this 1164-nucleotide messenger RNA. The record is from the annotation of a GenBank genome assembly. Lineage: Eukaryota; Viridiplantae; Streptophyta; Magnoliopsida; Poales; Poaceae.
AUGUCUGCGUCAGGAGUUGAUGCUGUUUUGGUGUGGAGAGGAAGCUCAGUUUUUCACUCCCCUUUCAACCUCAUCGUCAGAAUUCAGAACAAAAACGCGGGAACCUUCCCGCGAUCCCCCAAUGGAGCAGUGGCUGCCGCUGUUCCGCCACCUCCUCGUCUCCCCGCCCGCCAACGCCGCCGCCUUCUCCUCUUCCCCUCUUCUGGAGACUGCCCCAGCGCGCCUCCCCCGGCCGCCGCGCUCCUGCGCCUCCUCCUCCUGCCAGCGCCCACGCUCCCCGCCUCCGCCUCCGACCCCACGGCCGCCAUCCUCUUCCAGACCCUACCGCCCUUCCUCCAGUCCCAGGCGCUGUCCUUCCUCGCCUCUUCCGCUGACCUCCUCGACCCGCACCUCCUCCGCACCCUCGCCGCCCGCGUCCUCUCCGCCCAGCCUGGCCGAUAUGGACUAUGGGUCCGCCGCGGCGCCCGCCACCUGAUCGACGGAUUGCCUGAAGAGGUGGGCGUCCCUGGUGUUGACUCCGAUGAGUUUAUCGAUGGGUUUCACGAUCCGCCAACGUGGCUUAAAGAAGCGGCCGCGCGGGCGCAUCCUGUCCUGCCGUGGCUCCCCGUUGAUUGCCGGAGCUUGAUGGGGAGCGGGAGCGGGACCCGUGCUGGUCGUGGUGGUGGGGAUGGUUUGGACGGGAUUGGGUUGGAGACCUUGGUGUUGGUGCAAGACGAGGACGUGGAGAUGCAGGAGGCGCCUGGACGUGUUCUUCCUCCUCAGGCUCCUCCGCUUGAGAACUCAAUCGUGCAGAGGGUCCUGGCUAUGCGGAAGGAGAUUGUGACAGUGGAAUCUGUCUUGUCGGCUCAGCGGGUGGCGAAGGAUUUGCAGGACCUUUGCGUUCAGUCCAGGAAUGCUGCUGAAGUGCUUAGCUUAGUACGGCCGUGGGAAGCCGAUGAUGACACUCUGAGGGUCUUGCUUUCCAACUUAGUGCUUGAGGGAGAUGGAGUGGAUGGAAAAGGACCAGCACUUGUUCUGUGUUCUGUUUUCCUACCACAGUUACUCGAGCUUCAAAGACCAGCUUCAUCGGUUCUCCUUUCCACUGCAUUGGGUCUCUGCAAGCGCCAUCCAGCUGCAGCACUGGAAGCUGUACUGUUUCCACUGGUUCUUAGAAAGGCGGGCUAA